AGCUGCUGAAGGGAUUUAUGAUGAAUGACGUCAACAGUGGUCAGAUAUUCUGUGGACGAGAUGUUCAGAAGACUGGGACUGAUUCAUGGAGAGGAUCAGGGGCGAGAGGCGUCUCUCUCCUAAUCUGCUGAAGGACCAGUGAGUAUAAAAGAGCUAAAAGCAUCGCUCCGCUCCUAAAGAAAGCCCAGCGGUGACAUCCACAACUCCACCCAGACAACAACAAACCCCUCUACAUCACGGGGAGCGAAUUCAAAGAGAAGUGACCAACAGCCAUGAAUCUCGAGCCACCCAAACCAGAGAUCAAAUCGGCCACCCGAGUCACCGGUGGUCCUGCAACACCACGCAAAGGGCCCCCUAAAUUCAAGCAGAGGCAAACCCGCCAGUUCAAGAGCAAGCCCCCAAAGAAGGGUAUCCAAGGGUUCGGAGAUGACAUCCCCGGCAUGGAAGGUUUAGGCACUGACAUCACCGUCAUCUGCCCCUGGGAGGCCUUCAACCAUCUGGAGCUUCACGAAUUGGCUCAGUACGGCAUCAUCUGAGCCCAUCAUCCUUUGUGCAAUUUAGACCCCUUUCUGCCACGUCCUCCAUCGGCUCCAAGUGGACCAUUUCGACUUUUAUAACACAAAAACAGCAACGUUUAUUAUAUAAAAAUGGAAAAAUGGUUACAAAGAAGAAAAAAAAAUCUACCUGACUAUCCGUCCCACAGGUUUCUUUUCUUUCUUGCAGUUCAAGAACACGUUCUGCUCAAACUGUAGAAGAGAAAGAUGUAUACGAUCCCAUCAGACCGCGUUCUGUUUACCUAGAAAAACUGCUGCUCUUUUCUUUUCUACUCUUUUCUUUCCAAAAAACGAAACUUACGCAAGCAAGACAGCCUCGAAGUGAGUAAAAAAACAUGAGAUGUGCCCGUGAAAUGCCUGGCUUCUCAUUUCACGUGCCUCGGUGCCUCGUCCGUCCAUCUUCACCGAGUUUAAGAAAAGAUCAAAGUCCUGUAGAGAUGAAACACCCUGCUGGCCGACGCAAAAUUAAACUUUAACUUUUCCCAAUUGGCUGAUCAAUGCAGAUGUUAAAGUUUGCAUUUCCUUUUAUUUUUUUUAAGUUGCACGAAUGCCAUCAGGAAGAGUCGUUCUGUGCUUUUGCAACCUCUUUAUGCAGUGACACACACAGUCGCAUCAUUAGAAAUUUUUUUGGGUUGGAUUUUCGGUUUCAGAAAGUCUCUCAGGUGACUCAUAGAGUCAGUAUUAGGCUGUCAUGUCUUGUGUUUCUUUCAUCCGUGAUCAUUUUGUGCUAUUUUUUUCAUCCUCAUCAUCAUCUUUUUCUUCAUCAUCGUCCCAUUUUAGUUCUACUAUCAUAUAUUUCCAUUUGUAAGAUUCAUUGUAUUAUAUUAUUCAUUAUCAUUUGAUCAUGUAGCUGCAUUUAAACCUCAUUGACUUUUCUAGACAACUUUAUUUUACUUUAGAGUUUAUUUCCCUCUGUGUUUGUUGCAUGCACUUUCUUCACCAUGUUAUGGUCAUUCGUUCAUUUGUCAUCCAUUGUUUGUGUUGGAUUUCAUUAAAUCUUCUGUAGUAUAAAAAGCCCAUUUCUCGUACAGUCAUCUCCCCAUUCUUUCAGGUGAUGUAUCUAAAGAAGGAAUAUAUAUCAAGGAAGUGUGCAGAAAUUAACACAAUGUUUGUUAGCAUUUGUCCUCGUGAACUCUGAAGUACUGAAGUUUUUUCUGUGCUGUCUGGCCUAUAUUGUGCAUAUAUUGAUUUUAGAUUGAAUAUUCAUGCUUUUUUAAGGGCAUGUUUGAUGGUUGACAACAGCAGUGACUGAAGUGACGUUUUUCUC
Messenger RNA from Danio aesculapii, 1821 nucleotides. It is a transcript of the gene pde6gb, whose product is annotated as phosphodiesterase 6G, cGMP-specific, rod, gamma, paralog b. Bases 273 to 536 code for a protein of 87 amino acids. Gene Ontology annotation, cellular component: photoreceptor outer segment membrane. Gene Ontology annotation, molecular function: 3',5'-cyclic-nucleotide phosphodiesterase activity; cGMP binding. The record is from RefSeq and is a predicted model, not a curated record. The transcript has 5 exons. NCBI's taxonomy places the organism in Eukaryota, Metazoa, Chordata, Actinopteri, Cypriniformes, Danionidae. Gene Ontology annotation, biological process: visual perception; positive regulation of G protein-coupled receptor signaling pathway; positive regulation of epidermal growth factor receptor signaling pathway.